Fomitopsis serialis is the source of this 786-nucleotide messenger RNA. RefSeq lists its product as uncharacterized. The coding region runs from base 1 to 786 and encodes 261 amino acids. The record is from RefSeq and is a predicted model, not a curated record. Lineage: Eukaryota; Fungi; Basidiomycota; Agaricomycetes; Polyporales; Fomitopsidaceae. The transcript is spliced from 2 exons.
AUGGCCCUGAUACCCGAACUCCGCGCGCUCGUGGAAGCUUCGAACGAUGUCGAGAUCACUCGAAGGACUUUCCGGGAUGCAUGCGUCCCUGCGCUCAUUGAACGCUACCAGGCGGGAAGGAAAGCAGAGCUGGCGAAUAUGGUCGCAGAGCGUCUGGGACGACAGGCGGAUGCUCAUCCCAGUCAGGAGCUCCUCGACCUUGCGAUUGCCUGGUUCCACUGCAAUCAGUGUCGGAAGUACGUGCGCUACCCUGGCGUGCUCGCGCAUCGGUGCCAGCGACAGUACUGCGCCCCGGGCAGUGCUCAGCGGGACGAUUUUGACGACCCGUAUGAGUACGACGUAGCGAAUGCUUCGAUGUUCCGCGCGUGGUCGGCCAAGACGCUCCGCCCUGUCCUCGACGAGGAUCUUCGCGCAAUGCGAUCCAUCAUCCAGGCAACCGGACUCGACCCAGAGAGCGCGACUGCUCGGCACAUGGACGAUCUGGAUGCGCGGCUUACUUGUAACGAGAUCCCCGUUCCGUGGGCGAGGAAGAGCGAGGGGAAGCUCAUCAUGAACUGGCGUCGAGCAGUGCUGUCGCUGCACAUAAUCCGUGACUGUGAAACGGUCCGUUGGGUGCGAGUCUCAGGUGAUGAGAAGCGCCGCGCCGUUCCUCUUGAAGAGAAGGCGCAAUUGCAGCGCAGAAGAAGCCAGAAAGCCAGAAAUUCCUCCAGUGUGCACUGUGUGACGAUCCGUGGUGGCUCGUCACCGGUUCGCAUGGUGAUGCGUUCCUUGUGGCGGACCAUCUAA